Messenger RNA from Triticum turgidum subsp. durum (durum wheat), 1686 nucleotides. NCBI's taxonomy places the organism in Eukaryota, Viridiplantae, Streptophyta, Magnoliopsida, Poales, Poaceae. The record is from the annotation of a GenBank genome assembly.
AUGUUGUUGAAACGCAAUGAUAUUUUGAUCAAAGUUCUUGUAUAUAAGGUUGUUAUUCCGUCGCAACGCACAGGCCUUCAGCUAGUUGACAGAAACCACACGCCUACACCGAACCGCUCCAACACGCGAGCCAUGCGCCCAUGCCGGACGCCUCUCCUCGACUCCACCUCGCGGCUGUCCGUGCUCCUCCUCGACCACCUCCACCGUAAUCGCCCCUCCUCUCAGCCCUCACCCUCGCCGCCGUCAGCCUUCUGGUCUCCCAUCGCCGCAUUCGCCGCUGCCACGAAGCGCGCCCGAGCCGGGACGCUCAGCCCUGAGGACGCACACCACCUGUUCGACGAAUUGCUACGCCAGUCCAUCCCGGUCCCCAACCGCUUCCUGAACAGCUUCCUUGCCGCCCUCGCCCGUGCCCCAGCCUCCGACGCCUGCGGAGAUGGCCCCGCCCUCACCGUCGCCCUCUUCAACCGCCUGUGCCGAGAAGAAGCCGGCCCUUGUGUAGCGCCGCCCACUAUCUAUACCAACAACAUUCUAAUGGACAGCUGCUGCCGCGUGGGUCGCCCGGACCUUGGGCUUGCUGUCUUCGGCCGCCUACUCAAGUCAGGCCUCAAGGCAGAUCAGAUCACUGCCAGUAGCCUCCUCAUGUGCCUCUGCGAUGUAGGACGGACAAACGAGGCUGUGGACGUUCUGCUUCAUAGGAUCUCCGAGCUCGGCUGUGAGCCUAAUGUCAUCCCAUACAACAUAGUUCUUAAGAGCUUAUGUGACAGUAGAAGGAGCCAGCAAGCUCUUGACCUGCUCCAGAUGAUGGCACAAAGAGGUUGCUGCUCCCCUAAUGUGGUGUCAUAUAACACCGUCAUUCAUGGCUUAUUUAAGGAAGGUGAAGUAAGCAUGGCAUGCUCAUUAUUCUAUGAAAUGAUGCGGCAAAGGGUUAUGCCUAAUGUGGUAACAUAUAGAUCGAUGAUUGGUGCGUUGUGCAAGGUCGGGGCAACGGACAAGGCAAAGCUGGUCCUUGGUCAUAUGGUUGGUAAUGGUUUUCGACCAGAUAUGUAUACUUGGAACUCAUUCAUGGCAUCUCUUUGCAAGCAGGGAAGAAGCAAGGAAGCUGCACAACUUUUUGAUUACAUGGUCACCAAGGGCCACAAACCUGAUGUUGUCAUGUACUCUACUCUGCUUCAUGGGUAUGCUACUGAAGGAUGCUUCACUGAUAUGAUUAAUCGCUUUAAUUCAAUGGAAGGCAACGGUAUUGUAGCUAACAGCCGUGUUUUUAACAUACUAAUCGAUGCAUAUGCUAAACGUGGAAUGAUGCAUGAAGCUAUGCUCAUAUUUACUGAAAUGCGGGAACGAAGAGUGAGUCCUGAUAUAUUCACCUAUGGAAUUAUAAUAGCUGCACUUUGCAGAAUGGGUAGGCUAUCUGAUGCUAUGGAGAAAAUAAAUGAAAUGGUUGCUACAGGAUUACAACCGAACGAGGCUGUUUACUAUUCCCUAAUUCAGGGUUUUUGUACACAUGAUGAUUUGGUCAAAGCUAAGGAGUUGGUUUCUGAGAUGAUGACCAAAGGUAUUCCUCGUCCUAACAUUGUGUUCUUCAAUUCGGUAAUAGCCAGUCUGUGCAAAGAAGGAAGGGUUAAGGAUGCACACGGUAUCUUUGACUUGGCUAUGAACAUUGGUGAGAGGCCCGAUUUAAUUCACUGA